AUGGCUGGAAGCCUCAAUGCCACCGUCCGCGCAGGAUUGCGAAAUACGGCGAGACUAACGAGGUCUCUACGGGCGAGCAAAAGCCCGCUUCUUCGAGAGUACUCGUCUGCUACCACGCCUCCAACCUCCCCCUUUGCUCCUCGCCACCUUCUUUCCAUUGCGGAUCUCACUCCGGCCGAAUUCACGACCCUGGUUCGCAAUGCAGCCUCACACAAACGCGAUAUCAAGUCCGGUUCUAUAUCGAGGAACCUCCAGGGGUCGUUGUCGGGGAAAACCGUGGCCAUGAUGUUCAGCAAACGGAGUACCAGGACCAGGAUCUCGACGGAGGGAGCGGUGGUACAAUUGGGCGGCCAUCCCAUGUUUCUGGGGAAGGACGACAUUCAGCUGGGAGUCAACGAGUCCCUCUACGAUACCGCCGUGAAGUCGCCGAUCUGGCAAACAUUCGACGGUGCCGGUGAUCAACGCUCUGUGCGACAGUUCCACCCGCUUCAGAUCAUUGCGGACUUCCUGACCAUCUACGAAAACUUCCCGAGCCACGCUUCUGCCGGUCUGUCGAGUCUGGGACUGAACGGGUUGAAGAUCGCAUGGGUGGGUGAUGCGAACAAUGUCUUAUUCGACAUGGCCAUUGCGGCCGCCAAGAUGGGGGUCGACCUGGCCGUGGCCACCCCCAAGGGCUACGAGAUUCCGCCUGCCAUGCUUCAGAUCAUCGAGCAAGCGCGCUCCGGUGCUCCCUCCCCGGGCAAGCUUACGCAGACGAAUGUCCCGGAAGAAGCGGUCAAGGAUGCAGACAUACUGGUGACGGACACCUGGGUGUCGAUGGGACAGGAGAAGGAGAAGGCGGAGAGGAUGAGGGCUUUUCAGGGUUUCCAGAUCACGUCGGAACUGGCCAAACGAGGAGGUGCCAAGCCCAAUUGGAAGUUCAUGCAUUGCCUGCCGCGGCACCCAGAGGAGGUGAGCGACGAGGUCUUCUACAGCAAUCGUUCUCUGGUCUUUCCCGAAGCAGAGAACCGAUUGUGGGCGGCGAUCUCAGCGCUGGAGGCAUUUGUUGUCAACAAGGGGAAAAUUGAGUAG
Molecule: messenger RNA, 1071 nt
Organism: Rasamsonia emersonii CBS 393.64
Lineage: Eukaryota; Fungi; Ascomycota; Eurotiomycetes; Eurotiales; Trichocomaceae
Product: Ornithine carbamoyltransferase
Exons: 2
Coding region: 1-1071 (356 amino acids)
Biological process (GO): L-citrulline biosynthetic process
Cellular component (GO): mitochondrion
Molecular function (GO): amino acid binding; ornithine carbamoyltransferase activity
Source: RefSeq, a predicted model, not a curated record